CUCAAAUGCUUUCUGAUUGGCUUAGCCGCUGACGUGCGAACAUGGCGACGCCGUCAACGAUGGUCCUGCUACUGAUACUCGGACUCGGUAGCCAACGUUUCUUCGCUUCUGUAACCGGCUACGGAUCUCGUUCUGGCCUGGACUCGGAGCGUGGUAGGCUGCAGCUCAUGCGCGUGCACAGCUUGGCUACCCACAGCGGGUAUGGAGAGUGCUGGGCAAGCGCUCUAAAACACCUGGAUACGGGAUGCCAGGAGAUGACGUCAGAAAAUCAGGCUCGGAUCGCUUUGAGGUUCACGUACUGUCACCUGAGAAGCUCCGGCAGGGAAUUCUCACUGUGCCCAGACAGUUCUGAGAUCAGCAGGUGUACAGCGGCAAUGGAUGCUGUUGCUUUCAACACCUAUACUGAGUUUUUCACACACACGCACUCCAUUUGUCACUUUCUGCAGUCCGAGGCUUGGCAAAACAAUGCCGAGGAUACCAUUUACAGGUUAACGGAAACUUCUGCCGGCGUGGCCGAGCAACUUCAGUCCACCAGACAGAUGGCCGAGGAUCUGAUUGAUGCCCAGAGUGUCGCCUUGCAAGCACAACAGGAAAUCCUUAGCAAUGGAGAGGAGCUGAAAGUCACCCUUAAAGACUCGACACAGGGCCUGCGUAGUGUCUUCUCGGAGCUCAGUGCUGCCUCCAAAGAGCAGCAGGUGGCGCUCUCCGAGCUCUUUAACAGAGUGUCCUUUUUGCACAGUUUUCUGUUGACCGAAUCCCACAGCAUCACGUCCUGUUGCUACAACGCUGCUGCUCUCUUUAUCUCUUACCUGCUUACUGCCACUCAACGCUCCUCCAGAGCCAGGCUGUUCCUCUUGUCUCUUGUCUGUUUUAAUUUUUACUUAGAAAUAAAAAUUUACCAGUUUGUGACAAACUCCGACCAUCCCGAGCAUCAGAACAUGGAACGUCUCAGUGAGUACAUAGGCAUUUUACGCCGCUUCAUGGGAUUCCUAGCCAUCUGUGUUCUAGUCUUGGUGAGCAUCCGUUACACUGACCCAGUUCAGCAGAGUCUGGAGCUGCUGCAGCAGCUCAAAGAGACACAGUGCAGCCUUCAGGAGGCACUACAGCGAGCAGAGCAGCUCGGAGACACUCCGAAAACACUGCAGGCCACCGAGGACACCAUGGGGACUCCUGAUGUCCAACAGAGAUCGGUGAAAAGAAGUGACAGAAAGGAAGUAUUCAAGAACAGGAGAAGGAAGUACAAAGAAGAGCAGGAAACACUGAUGUCUUUGACCACGGACACCACAGACAUGUCUGUCCUCUUACAGUCCACUUUUCAGAGUCCUGACUCCACCCUGCUAUCCUCCACUACCCUUGAUGCUUCAGUGAGUCCAGAACGACGUUCACGCAGGUCUUGCCCUCCGCCCCUGGUCUACAGCGUUUUGGUGGAUGACAAAGAGCCUCGUUAUAGUCUAAGAAGUCGACGAUCGGAGAAACACUAACCCCCAAAACCCUGCAGAGGCAGAUGUUCUGAGCUUCAUGUUUUUACUCUUUCAAAAAGUAAAUAAAGUUUGAAUUUAAAUAAUAA
This is a messenger RNA of Cynoglossus semilaevis (tongue sole), 1567 nucleotides long. RefSeq lists its product as uncharacterized. The record is from RefSeq and is a predicted model, not a curated record. The transcript has 9 exons. Bases 42 to 1481 code for a protein of 479 amino acids. NCBI's taxonomy places the organism in Eukaryota, Metazoa, Chordata, Actinopteri, Pleuronectiformes, Cynoglossidae.